AUGCCUCACAUCUACCUGUCUUUGCUUCUGGCUGGGCUCUGUGCUUUUGCCCACCGUCACCAUACUCUUGACCACAAGGAGGACCAUGACCAUUCUCCUCUUGCUGAAGGUCACAGAGAUUUGCCUUCUGUGAAGAUAGUCCAAUUCUACUACGACCUUCCUUUGGAGACUGGUGAGAAGAACAUUUUCUCUUUUUUUAUAAUAUUUUUAUUCAUUUUCAAAUACAAAUUUAUACGACCAUUAUCAGAAUUUAUCACAUAAUCUUCUCUUUUUUUUUACUUCCCUCAGUUUCUCUGCCAAUCUUCCGUUUUAUUUUUUUUUUUACACAUUUUCUAAUUUUAAUAUUGCCUUUAAAAUAUACCCUCUCCAGCCUUAUUUCCUUUUUUGCAAUAUUCCUCAUAUUUUCACAGAACAUCUUGAAAACCUACAAGCGUUGUCUGUUCAUCACAUAUAUUUUUUCAGAUAAUCUGUAAAUUUUCCCCAGUCCUCGAUGAACUUCUGGUCUCGCAAUUAUCGGAUCUUCCCUGUUAGUUUAUCCAGUUCUGCAAAGUCCGUAAAUUUUGAUCUCCAUUCUUCAACCGUCGGUAAUUCUUCCUGUUUCCAUUUUUGGGCCAGGAGUAUUCUCGCCGCUGUUACUGCGUAUUGGAAAAGUUUACAGUCUUUUUUACAGAUUUCAUUUCCUACAAUUCCUAAAAGAAAAGCCUCCGGUUUCUUAACAAAUGUAUAUUUUAACAUCUUUUUCAAUUCAUUAUAAAUCAUUUCCCAGAAGCCUUUCACUUUCUUACAUUCCCACCACAUAUGAUAAAAUGUCCCUUCUUUUUCUUUACACUUCCAACACUUAUUACAUGUUUUAUACAUUUUUGCAAGUUUUACUGGAGUACUAUACCAUCUAUAUACCAUUUUCAUAACACUUUCCUUUAACGCAGUACAUGCUGUAAAUCUUAGUCUUUGAUUCCAUAGUUUUAUCCAAUCAUCCAAUUCUAUCCAAAAUCCCUGGCCCAAUGUACCAUCACCGAUUUAACUUCUUCAUCUUUUGUAUACCAUUCCAGCAACAAUUUAUACACUUUUGAUAAAAUUUUAUAGUCGUUACUUAGUAUUUCUGUUUGAAAUUUUGAAUCCUUUUCCACAUAACCGCACUCUUUACAAUCCUUUUUAAACAUUUCAUUAACCUGAUAAUAAUGCAACCAAUCAUAUACAUACUCUUGAGAAGAACAUUUUCUUUCACCCUCUGACCAUUUCCACUGCCUUGGCCCUAGUGUCACUGGGAGCUAGAACAACUAUGUUGAGCCAGCUUUUGUCAGGACUUGGCUUUAAUGAUAUUAAGUAAUUGGGAACUAGAUUAAGAACAGAGCUAUAAAGGCAGGUAUCUCAGCACAGUAAGAUGCCACAAAAACAGGAGCUUUUAUUAAAAGCUCUGAGUAUGACAAUUAAUAUUUUGAAGAACUAAAUGACAUGUAUACUGUUAUUGUUCUUUCCAUAAGCCAGUUGGGAAAAACCUUUCAAUUCUCUGAAUACAAGAAAAGGAGACUUCUAUGUGGAUGAGGAAACAAAGGUGAAAGUCCCUAUGAUGAACAAAGUCAGCUGGUUUGAGACUUACCAUGAUAAGAUCCUGUCCUGCAAGGUUGUGAAGCUCCCUUACAAGAGCAAUGUUUCAGCAUUAUUUAUUCUUCCUCACCAAGGAAAAAUGAAGCAGUUGGAAAAUGCUCUUAGCAAAGACGUUUUGUUAAAAUGGAGGAAUUCUACAAAAUCACAGUAAGUGUACAUGCUAUAGUGGAAAGAGUGUAGUACAUAUUUGUAGGUGUAAAUAUAUUGUUGUGAGUUUGAGGGAUAGUGAUAGGCUGUGUAAUGACCAAGUCCCUUGUAAUUCCAGAACAGGAUCAAUUGAGCCUAGACAUCGCUGAGACAGGAGUGCAAACAUGUUAGGAAUGUGGGCUUGGGAGAGCACAUCUUUGAUUAGAAUUCUGUCCUGCCAUAUGACACCCAAAAUUCUCCUGGCACAUUUUUUUUCAAUGCAACACCUCACUAGCCUCUGGUUCCUCUUUCAACAGGAGAAUAGAUCAAGCAGACCUCUCUGAAAUUCCUGGGAAGCGUGAGGUGAAGAUUUCCAAGGUAGGCGUCUCAAAAUUCUACAGGUUGAUCUAUAUUUUCUUGUAUCCUCCAUUUUCCACCAGAGGUACCCUCUUGUCUGAAUUAUGUUCAAAUGAACAUAAUUUGGGGUACUUGAACCACAAUCCCAUCUCUCAUGGAGAGGAGGAGCCUAAAUACUUGCUAUUCCAGCUCGGAUGAUUAAGAGGCACCAAAAACCCAUCUCUCCCUCUACUAUAGCCUAAUGGCAUGAGUGGUGCUUGGUGACAGUUGAGGGGGGAGCCCCAAUGGAGCUGGUCUCCCAACAGAACUGAUGGAGAGACUCUUAAGGCCCAGCUCUCCCUCUUCCCUUGGCCAUGCUAUUUGGGGCUGAUGGGAUCCAAAAACAUCAGGAGGGCCACAGUUUCCCCACCUCUGACACAGAAUUUUCAAGAGCAGAUGAUUCGGUACCAGUUGCUUUGCAAAGACUGCAGUUAGCAUUGCAGAAGGAGGAGAAAUCUGAUAUAUUUGCAAGCUUUGUGCAGACAGUAUGGUUUAUCACAUACCUGCUUUAGUCUGACCUGCUCAGGCACUGUAAUUUUUUUAACGAUAUAUACGAUAUCUUUAUUGUCAUUGUGCCACACAGAACAAUGAAAUUGAAAAUCUACAUAAAAUAUUCAAAAAUCCCUAAAAACUCUGAAACCCCAUUUUAAAAUACAAUAUACUAUAGUGCUGACGAACCAUAUGCUGUGUGUAUUACUGCAGCCUAAUUUUAAAGUAUAUUACUAAAUAUGUCUUUUAUCCAGUUAUAUAAACUUUUGUAUUUAUCUGUUUAUGUGCUGGCUACUUUUGAAACCUACUGUUUAUAAUAUUAUAGGAGUAAUAGGGUAAUAUUAUAUGUGGUAUAUAUGAAAGAAGUGUUCGUAUUUUUAGCAUAAUGAGCCUGGUAUGGGGAUCUUGCUUCUCAUCAACAGUAAGGGAGAGAGACAAGAACUAGGAAAAAAUAAUUAUGGAGAAGAUUGACAUCAAGAUUUUAAGAAAAUUCCUUCAGUUCCUUGAGGCUGACUGAUACACAAAUAUGAUGCUUAGAACUGGUUAGAGGAACCAGAUCAAUAGGUAAUCAGAGUGAGAAACGACCACAUGAUGUUGUUUCUUAAGACAUUCGGUGGAUAAGACACUUAGUGGAUUUAUUUGUUUUGAAGGCCUAGAUUUUCUCAUGAUAAAAUCCUGAGUCAGACACAAUCUUGCACUAAUUUCUGUUGUGUUUCUUUGCAGGCUAUUCACAAAGCUUAUUUAAAUGUCUAUGAGAAUGGCACGGAAGCUGCAGCUACUACUGCCACUGAAAUUGUUCCUAUCUCCCUUCCUCGUGUAAUAAUUACGUUCAAUCGCCCCUUUCGGUUUGUGAUGACUAGCGAGUUUAACCCCAUCUUCAUGGCAAAAGUCACGAAUCCUACUGAGGCAUGA
Molecule: messenger RNA, 3528 nt
Organism: Podarcis lilfordi (Lilford's wall lizard)
Lineage: Eukaryota; Metazoa; Chordata; Lepidosauria; Squamata; Lacertidae
Source: the annotation of a GenBank genome assembly